UUUGACGUUUGUCUCGAGUUAUGUCAUCUUGCGAAAAAGUUUGUUGUGAUUUGGCGUGUGAUUGUAAAAUAUGCGUUUUCCUCACAUAUCAUGUUUAGGACGAUGGCUAAAAGGGCAAAGACAAUUUUGUUCCACCGUGCGAGAGUUGACGACCUGCCGGGAGUUAACAGCCGAAAUGAAGCACGAGAUGGAACAGAAGUGGCAUAACAAGCUGGGUGAUUAUCGGUUCGACCCGGUCGAGGCUAACAAACCGAAGCGCUAUGUGCUGGCUAUGUUUCCUUACCCUUCCGGUAACCUGCACAUGGGCCACGUCCGCGUGUACACAAUCAGCGACGCAAUGGCCCGGUUUUACCGGCUUAACGGUGCUAACGUGCUGCAUCCGAUGGGUUGGGAUGCGUUCGGGCUGCCGGCGGAAAACGCCGCCAUACAGCGUCGCAUACCGGCAGACACGUGGACCCACCGGAAUAUAGCCGAAAUGCGCAAACAGCUCGAAAUGCUUGCGUUCAGUUUUGAUUGGGAGCGAGAAUUUGCCACCUGCCAGCCGGAAUACUAUCGCUGGACACAGCAACUGUUUUUGAUGCUGUUCAGCGAUGGGCUGGCGUAUCAACGGGAGGCGCUGGUAAAUUGGGAUCCGGUCGAUGAAACGGUGCUAGCAGACGAACAGGUCGACGAUAACGGUUGCUCCUGGCGGUCCGGUGCGAAGGUAGAGAAAAAGGUGCUGCGGCAAUGGUUCAUCCGAACGACGGCAUUUGCCAAACCACUGCUGGAGGGUUUAAAUGAUCCUGGGCUAGAAGAUUGGAAGGAUAUCAUAAAGCUGCAGCGUCACUGGAUCGGCGAGUGUGAGGGUUACGCGUUCGAGCUGCCGUUGGAUGGAAACCAUAAGGUGAAAACUGUUUCCGUGUGGACCCGUGACCCGGAAGAACUUAAAAAGAGCCUUUUCGUUGCUGUUCAUCCCGAUAAUCUCUUGAACAGUUUUAAACGCAACGAAUACGUGCUAGAAAAUGUCACCAUUAAGAAUCCUUUUACGAAAGAGGCACUUCCGGUGCUUGUAACGGAACAGGUACCUUACCCGGAAGGAUGCGACACUUACCUAGCAGUUGAUAGCGAGCAAAAUCGUACACUAGCCAGCAGGACUGGCUUAAAUUUAGCAUUCGAAACAACAUCAAAGGAAGAAAGCAACGCUUCCGCUAAGGACAUUCUUGAACAAGCGCUCAGCAAAGGAAUCGGUGGACAUCCCGUCAGCUCCAAGUUACGCGAUUGGCUUAUUUCACGGCAGCGGUUUUGGGGUACUCCGAUACCGAUUAUUCACUGUCCCAGCUGUGGUCCGGUUCCGGUACCGGAGCAAGAUCUUCCGAUACGAUUGCCCACGGAUUCCGUCGGAGUUCCGUUGGCACAGAACGUCCAAUGGCUAAGCGUAGCAUGCCCGUCCUGCCAGCGGACGGACUGUCGCCGGGAAUCCGACACCAUGGACACGUUUGUCGACAGUUCCUGGUACUUUCUGCGCUUCAUCGAUACGCACAACAAGCGGGUGAUGUUUGAUCGUGCACUAGCCCACCGCUUGAUGCCGGUGGAUCUUUACGUCGGUGGUAAGGAACACGCCGUGCUGCACCUUUACUAUGCCCGCUUCGUGGCUCACUAUCUGCAUAGUAAGGGGCUGCUUCCCAGCCCGGAACCAUUCAAGCGACUGCUCGUACAGGGUAUGGUGAUGGGUCGGUCGUAUCGGGUGGGUAGCAGCGGGAAGUACAUUCCAGCGGCGGAGGUUGAAGUGGUCGACGAGAAGCACAACCAAGCGAUCGAACGUGCGACCGGCGAACCGGUCACUAUGCUGUGGGAGAAGAUGUCCAAAUCGAAGCUAAACGGUGUCGACCCGCUGGACGUUUUGAGGGAGCAUGGUUGCGACACGCUGCGGCUGAUCCUGCUAGCGGACGUGGCACCGACUUCCCAUCGUAACUGGUCCGAAGCAACUUUCCCGGGUAUUUUGAACUGGCAGAAUCGACUCUGGAUGACGUUGCACGAUUUCCGGGAGCUGAGAGGAAAAAUCGAUCCCGCAACCACCAAACCUCCAGCAACGGAAGCGUUCACCGAUCACGAGCACAAACUGUGGGACGCUCGAAACUAUUUUACCGCUGGUGUGACCUUCAAUUAUCGGCAUUCGCAUCAGCUGAGUGUGGGCAUUUCGAAGAUGCAAGGGCUGACGAACGCUAUCCGGCGUGUACCGCCGGAUGUGGUCAUGUUCGGGCGACAGUACGAACGAGCCCUUGCCGCACAGAUCAUCAUGCUCGCCCCAAUGGCACCGCAUUUUGCCGCGGAACUGUGGGAGCAGCUCGCAACGGCACCGAACCGAGCGGCGCGGGAAGAUACGAGCGGUGAGCUGCGAUGGGACGGUACGGUGUUCGAUCAACGGUGGCCCGAGAUCGAUGACGAGUUCCCGCUCGAUCUUACAUUUAAGAUAAACGGUGCCGAAUGUUGCAUACUGAAAAUCCCUGCCAAGCGCUUCAACCAGCUCACGCACCAACAAUCGCUCGAUCUUGCCCUGCGCCAGGAACCGAUUGUGAAGCUGAUCGGCAAGCGACCACUGCGGACGAGCGAUUUCGUGCUGUAUCCAAGCUGCGAAGCCAUACUGAACGUAGAGCUCGAUCGGGCGGUUCUCGAGGACGGUGACGACACGCAACCCAGCAAAAAGGAGAAGAAGGACAAGAGGGCGAAAAAGAAAAAGUCUCUGCAGGUGCUCCAUCUGUAAUGGGCUGGUGAUGUGAUAAGCGAAGGAAACCCGCCACACGCGUACGAAGCGCAUUUUGUCGUGUGCUUUUAUUUUGCAUUUUACACAAUAAAGACUUGUUCGUAAAU
This is a messenger RNA of Anopheles stephensi (Asian malaria mosquito), 2847 nucleotides long. It is a transcript of the gene LeuRS-m, whose product is annotated as probable leucine--tRNA ligase, mitochondrial. The coding region runs from base 71 to 2740 and encodes 889 amino acids. The record is from RefSeq and is a predicted model, not a curated record. Gene Ontology annotation, molecular function: aminoacyl-tRNA deacylase activity; ATP binding; leucine-tRNA ligase activity. Gene Ontology annotation, cellular component: mitochondrion. Gene Ontology annotation, biological process: mitochondrial translation; leucyl-tRNA aminoacylation. NCBI's taxonomy places the organism in Eukaryota, Metazoa, Arthropoda, Insecta, Diptera, Culicidae. The transcript has 4 exons.